Amblyraja radiata (thorny skate) is the source of this 1618-nucleotide messenger RNA. Its product is annotated as caspase-1-like. Gene Ontology annotation, cellular component: AIM2 inflammasome complex; NLRP3 inflammasome complex; IPAF inflammasome complex. The record is from RefSeq and is a predicted model, not a curated record. Gene Ontology annotation, molecular function: cysteine-type endopeptidase activity. Gene Ontology annotation, biological process: proteolysis; regulation of apoptotic process; regulation of inflammatory response. The transcript has 8 exons. NCBI's taxonomy places the organism in Eukaryota, Metazoa, Chordata, Chondrichthyes, Rajiformes, Rajidae. The coding region runs from base 208 to 1353 and encodes 381 amino acids.
GUAAAACUCCUCCUCCGCCUUCCAACCGGACCCGGGAACAACACUCGACGCCGCCAAUUUUGUUGGAGGAACUUCGGGGCUGAGGGGUUUCACUAAUCGGAAAUUGCGCAGAUCGCCAGUAUUUUUUUCACAGAUCGGCAAUCCGGAACUAGCGCAGCGGCGUUGAAGUCUCUUUGUGUAUUUUUUGUCCGAGUGCAUUGAGAAAGGAUGGGAAGAGCAGAUAUAAAGCUGAAAGAGCAGAGGACAGCUUUGGUGAAUGGUCUCAGCAAGGCUGUCAUUGCGGAUCUGGUGGAUGAAAUGCUGGAGGCAAAAGUGAUCAACACCUCUGAAUGUGAAGACAUUCUCCAAGCAAACGUGACAACCAAAGACAGGGCCAGAUGUCUUAUUGAUAUUGUGUGGAAGAAGGGACAUAGCGCCAGUGAAAAACUAAUUCAGAGUCUGAAUAAUGCAGAUGCUGAGCUAUGCAAAAAUCUGGGCCUUUCCCCAAUGGAAAACAUAGUAACAUCUGUCCCACCGACUCCACCAGCAGCAGUGAUUCCCACGACUGCUGAGUGGAUUACACCAUGUCCACAGCAGCAGUACAAUGAGCUUUCUGACAAGACAAAUGAGGUAUACAUGAUGUUGCCAAAGCACAACAGGAAGCGUCUUGCUCUAAUGAUUACUAACAUUAAGUUUGAGAAUCCUGAAAUGACAAGGAGUGGUGCAGAGGUGGAUGAAGUUCAAAUGCUGAAACUGCUGAAUGGCUUUGGGUAUGAAGUCGAAAAACACAAUAAUCUAACAGCAGAGGGGAUGGAGAAAGCAUUGGUUGCAUUUUCAAAUCGAGAGGAACACAUGCAGUCUGACAGCACCUUUGUGGUUCUAAUGUCCCAUGGACUCCGAGAUAAAAUCUGUGGCAGUCUUCACAGUAAGAGCAAGGAAGAUAUAUUUCACAUCGACCAAGUCUUCGAUAUUUUAAACAACAAGAACUGCAAAGGACUGAGAGAAAAACCAAAGGUUGUCAUCAUUCAGGCUUGCCGUGGAAGCAGUACCGGUCAGGUGUAUGUCAGUGAUUCAGCAGAUCCCAACCCCCACGCUGAUUAUGAAGAAGAAGGUAUUUUAUACAAACUGCACAAGGAAAGUGAUUUUAUCUGUUUCUGUUCAUCCACCCCAGAUUGCGUGGCCCUUAGAAAUGUUGAGAACGGAAGCAUAUUCAUCCAGAAAUUGAUUGACAUAUUGAGAGAAAAUGCAUGUAAAGAUCAUAUUGAGGAGCUAUUCAGGCAGGUGCAACAGUCUUUCCAGAAUUUUCCCAGACAAUUGCCUGCGAAGGAGAGGGCGACACUGAUGAAGAAAUUUUACUUAUUUCCUGGCUUUUAACACUUUGUUUCUGAAGUGAUCCUCAGUGCACAAGCCAGAUAUUCAGCGGCAGGCAGCCUUUUAUAGAUAUCAAAGUUCAGCUCAGUUUCAUACAUUGGAAUUUUUUUUAAGUGUUCAUAGACUGGAGGAUUGAAAGGAUGAUGGGAGAUUAUACUUGACCCAACAAAUGGAAACGUUUGAGUGGCCCCAUAGAGACUGAAUGCUUGUUUGCACCUGCUCAUUGCUAAAGUAAUUGAGGUUUUUAAUUUGCUUUACUCAACCUACU